This is a messenger RNA of Notothenia coriiceps (black rockcod), 399 nucleotides long. RefSeq names its product lectin-like. NCBI's taxonomy places the organism in Eukaryota, Metazoa, Chordata, Actinopteri, Perciformes, Nototheniidae. The record is from RefSeq and is a predicted model, not a curated record. The annotation marks the transcript as partial. The transcript is spliced from 3 exons.
GCCAAAUGCAGAUCUCUUGCCCCAAAUGCUGAGCUUGCAUCUGUAACAACCGGAGAUCUGCAUUCACGCUUGGUUUCUCUCUCGACAAACGGUGGUGAAAACAACCCGGUGUUGACGUGGAUAGGAGGCACGGUCAAGAACCAGAAGGCAUCAUGGGUAGACGGGUCGGACUGGAGUUACAGCGACUGGAUGCCCGGACACCCCAACAUCCACACUGAUAAACCAGUGUGUGUGGAGAUGUUCAAGAUAGAUGAGAGCUGGUGGACGGCGGCUGACUGUGACCUGAAGAGAGCGUCCAUCUGCUCAUAUCAGAUCAAUGCAUGAAAACCACAAAGAAACAACAGUUUUUAACAAUCUAACGGACAGAUAUGUUUCCAUCGUCUGCAUCUGUUGAAUAAA